ACAAAAAUUAACAGUUGAUCGUUGGAAGCUAAACAGUGCGUAUCCAUAAUACACUUGUUGCUGCUGUACGAGCGAAAUUUAAAGAGGCGUCCCAACAGCAUGUAUUAAAUCGCACAUACCCAUACACCCACACUCAGCGAUAAAUCCAUAAAUUCCAAUAAUGGAAGCCUGGCGCAAAUGGCGGGCAGGUCGCCGGACCGCAAAGCUGCCUGAGGAUGUCGACGAUGGACUGGAGACUUUGGAGGAGUACACGCAGCGCUGGCGCUCUGUACGCAUCAUCUACUUUACCAUGUUCCUUAUGUCCUUGGGCUUUAGCAUUAUCCUGACGGGCAUUUGGCCAUUUCUUAACAAGCUAGAUCCCAAUGCGGGCAAAGAGUUUAUGGGUCUAGUUGUGGCAGCGAAUCCCUUGGGCCAGAUGAUCUUUAGCCCCAUAUUUGGCUGGUGGGGCAAUAAGCUGGGCAACAUACGCCUGCCAUUGUUGAUCUCAUUGGCGCUCUUUACGUUUGCUAGCGGCAUGUAUUCCUCGCUGGAGCUGCAGCCACCUAAUGUCAAGUACUGGAUGCUUGCCUCACGUUUCCUUAUUGGCGUCAGCUCUGCCAACAUAGCCCUGUGUCGCUCGUAUCUGUCGGCAGCAACGCGUCUAAGCGAGCGCACGCAUGCUGUGUCUAUGGUGUCGUUGGCACAGGUGCUAGGAUUCAUUAUAGGUCCGGGACUUCAAGCGCUGGUGACACCGCUGGGCAGCAAUGGACAUGUCUGGCUUUGGGGCACAAUGCACUUCAAUAUGUACACAGCCGCUGGCUGGAUAAACGUGCUGCUGAGCAUGUGGAACUUUUGUUUGUUUCUGCCGCGAUAUUUCCAGGAGCAUAAAAUUGCAGCACGUGAGAUUAUGGUCAAGCAGGGCAGCACCUCGGAGCGCGCUACCUGGAAGGGCAUUAAACCGAAUUACUUCUCCGCCUGGUCUUUGAUUAUAGCCUUCUUUGUGCUGGUGUUUAACUUUGUGCUACUCGAGACGCUGGGCACCUCUUUGACUAUGGACAUGUUCGCCUGGACCAACGAUCAGGCGCUGAGUUAUAUGGGUUUGAUGAUGGCCGCAGCUGCUAUCAUAUCGCUGGUCACAUUCUUGCUCAUUAAACCGUUAUGCGGGCUCUUUGCGGAACGUUAUGUGCUUAUCUGGGGCGGCUUCUCUUUAAUGGUGCUGGGUCGCCUGCUCUACAUACCCUGGGGACCAGAUCCCCCCAAGCUGGCGGCUGCUUAUAAUGCUAGCGCCAAUCUCAGCAUGGAUGAUCCUAUCUACUUGGGCUGUCCACCAACGCAGGAUUGGUGCAGUCAACUGCCUGCGCUUACAUUGACACAGUUCAUCGUUGGCUUUGCGCUAACGUCGGUGGGAUAUCCCAUUGGUGUGACGCUUAUACAAACUAUAUUCUCCAAAGUGCUGGGUCCGCGACCUCAAGGUGUCUGGAUGGGCAUGAUGACUGGCGCAGGCUGCUUGUCGCGUGUCUUGGGUCCUCUGUUUGUGGGCUCCAUAUACACCCGCCUGGGCACCUACUGGACCUUUGGUGUUACCUCCUCUAUGAUGCUUAUCUUCAUGAUCUGGUUACUAUACACCAACAAAUUACUUAUACCUCCCACUUUUGAUAAGCCAGAAGCAGCUGUGGAGAUGAAAGUACUGCCACAGCUAGACGCAGAUACAGCAUCGCCCAAGCAUGAGGAGUCGGACGUGCUGCUGGCUGCUGCAUCCAAGACCGUACGCCUUAUACCUAGUAGCAAGGCAUAGACUGCAAUACAUAACUUACUAUAUACAAUACUGCCCUUAAGUUUAUAGUUCACAAAGCAAUAUUUUUUAUAAAAAUUUAAUUUGAUUUUAAGUUUUAUUGGUAUACUUUCGCAUCGUACAAAUCCAAUAAAUUGUUGUUUAAGCUUAGAUAUCAUGAGAUAAUGUUGCAACCUAAUACGAUGCGAGCUGCCACAUUAUAUCAAGUCAGACAGUGAUUGCUACAUACAUGUAUAAUAUAUAUGUGUUAUGAUUAGUAAUGAGAAUAGAAUUGCCUUGAGAUGCGUGCUAAAAUUAAGUCGGUGUUUUUAUGUGUGCUGCUCUACCAAGGCGCUGGCAGCCACA
Messenger RNA from Drosophila busckii, 2116 nucleotides. RefSeq names its product major facilitator superfamily domain-containing protein 8 (gene Cln7). Gene Ontology annotation, molecular function: transmembrane transporter activity. Gene Ontology annotation, cellular component: lysosomal membrane. The record is from RefSeq and is a predicted model, not a curated record. Bases 161 to 1774 code for a protein of 537 amino acids. NCBI's taxonomy places the organism in Eukaryota, Metazoa, Arthropoda, Insecta, Diptera, Drosophilidae. The transcript is spliced from 5 exons. Gene Ontology annotation, biological process: transmembrane transport.